AUGGACGUGCUGCACAUGUUCCGCUCUCGGAGGCCACCAAAGAAGGAGAUGUACGCGAAGCUUCUUGUCCUGAUUGCGUUUGGCGUCUUUUGCGCCGUUGUCGGGUUCAACGUGGCACAUCUUCCGCUCCCGAGCGCGAAGCGCGGCGUUUUGGAUGCGAACAUUCCGACUGCGGACCGCAAUUCAUUCACGGUCACGGCCCUUUCCUCGGAAGAUCGCGUCAGGCAUGCGGAGCUCAGCACCCGCAUAGCUGUACCGUAUCUGAUGCCGUGGGGCAAGGACGAGCGCCCCGCAAUGUUUUUCAUGUGGCACCUUCUCUAUCGCAGCCUCAAGCCGGAUCUGGACAAGUUUGAGGCAGACUUGCUCAGCACCUCGACCAUCGAUGCGACAGCGUCCAAGAUUGGCAGCACGGCCACGCGCAACCCGCGCAAGAUCGUCAUUGACGUUAUCGAAAGCGACAAAGGAUACAUUACAACGUCGCUGGCACACUUUUUGCCCACCACAUAUGUGUUCAGUGUCGUCGCAAGCGCACUUGCAGAGCAGCAGUAUGGAUGGCACCCCCUACACCCACGCUACCGGCGUGGUGCCAAGGACACGUACGGCUUCGAGUCGGACGACCUCACAGCCAAACGCCAGGAAUACGCAGAGCGAGUGGCAGCCAAGGUGGAGCGGGUGCUAGCGAGCCCCGCCGCUGAGGGGGUUGUUGAGGUCUCGCAGCAGCCAGGCAUCGACGGGGUGCAGCCGGUCACGCAGACGGACGCUCGAGCAGCGACAGCAGAAAAGGAUGACGCCGGUGGUAACAUUCCUGAGAGAAUUACCCCACAGGCGAAGGCCGAAGCAGCCGCACAGCUGUGGUCGCCUCCUCAUCUGUAUUUGUGCGUUCCGAGGCACAGCCUCAAUGCCAGCUACUACACAAGCGUAGGAGCACAAGAGCUGCACGUCAACUACCAGAUCCUCCUCUUCCCUCAUGUUGCCCUCCGAGGUGUUCGCACGUCAGCGGAGUUCGAUGUGGCAUUGCGUACACUCCUGGCGCAGGCUAACGUCGCCUCCUUCAUUGCGUUGCCGUGGCUCUCCGAGAGCGACAACGUCGGCACGGGCAACGCCGCCAACAGUGAGCCGGUGCGGCCUCGCAUGCUGUUGCGUAAGCGGGAACUCAUGGACUACGAAAGGUGGUAUGAGGACUACAGGCUGACCCCGUUGCAGGUGCUGCAGCGCGCACUGAGCUCGCCGGAUGUGGAGGCACAGUAUCAUGUCUUUAUUCUCCCCCUUGGAUCGAAGUGGUGGUUCGGGGCCCUGCGGCAGCUGUUCCGUGUGGAGCUACAGAAGAAGCACGACCGGCCUCCUGGCAACGUGGCGGUCCGUUCCACCACGAAUGCCGUAGACACUGCAAGUACCACGGCGGACGGCGCACUCGCGUCCACCGAUGGAUCAGGCACUACCACGUCAGCAGCUUCGCCACUCACCUCUCUCGCCGCGAAUAUGUUUGGCUGCGCUGCGAGGCAGGCUCUUCUUGGCUGCGUGGCACGUGAACAACAUAGCAGCUGUGAGCGCUUCUCAGAGGUUCACGUCCGGUAA
Messenger RNA from Leishmania mexicana MHOM/GT/2001/U1103, 1575 nucleotides. RefSeq lists its product as hypothetical. The record is from RefSeq and is a predicted model, not a curated record. The coding region runs from base 1 to 1575 and encodes 524 amino acids. NCBI's taxonomy places the organism in Eukaryota, Euglenozoa, Kinetoplastea, Trypanosomatida, Trypanosomatidae. The transcript has a single exon.